Molecule: messenger RNA, 727 nt
Organism: Galeopterus variegatus (Sunda flying lemur)
Lineage: Eukaryota; Metazoa; Chordata; Mammalia; Dermoptera; Cynocephalidae
Gene: SLN
Product: sarcolipin
Exons: 2
Coding region: 174-269 (31 amino acids)
Cellular component (GO): membrane
Molecular function (GO): enzyme regulator activity
Source: RefSeq, a predicted model, not a curated record
AGUGCAGACAGCCUGGGAGGGGAGCAGGAGUUUGAGCUCAAGUUGGAGACAGCGAAGAGAAGCCUACCGCAGCCAGGGUGUGUCCUUGACCCUCUUCAGGAGGUGAGGACAAGCAGAAGUCUUCAGUGUGUCCUCAGAAGUCUGCCUGACAUUCUCACCAAGCCACUCUGAGAAUGGAGCGAUCCACCCGGGAGCUGUGUCUCAACUUCACCGUUGUCCUGAUUACGGUUAUCCUUAUAUGGCUCCUUGUGAGGUCCUAUCAGUCCUGAGAGGCCAUGCCACACUCCUGGGAUUGACCGAGACACUCCAGAGCUGCCUGCUGUAUGCCCUGAGAUUGCGCUGCUGUCAUUGUUGUGGGAUGCCAUUCUUGGCACCCCAAGGCACCUCUGACCUGCACUCACAAUGUCUGACUUGUCCCAGCACUAGGAUUGAUCUUGUGUUUUUUAAAGAUGCUGCUCUCAAGGGCUGUCAAGUGCUUGCCAGUGAGCAUUAGAUUUAUUCUCCAACUCUUGCUGCAAAUGUGUUAGACAAGCCACAAGGUUAAAAUUAAACUGGAUUCAUGAUGAUGUAGGAUGUAACGAGCCCCUGAUCUGUCUCAUCACAUAUCCCUUUCAACCCACGCUGUCUGCAACCAAACCCUAAUUCAACCUGUCAGAAGAAAUGUUAGAGGAAAUCUUUGUCAGCCCCUAUAGCUAUCAUGUGAAUAAAGUUAAGUCAACCACAAAAA